GGAGACUGCUACUACAAACAUUUGUGAAAGACUGUGCAAUAAGUCAAUCCGUGAAAUUGCCUAGCUACUAAAUAUUCCACAGUCAACUGUUAGUGUAUUACAACAAAGUGGAAGCAACUGGGAACAACAGCAACUCAGCCACGAAGUGGUAGGCCACGUAAAAUGACAGAGCGGGGUCAGCGAAUGCUGAAGUGCAGAAGUCGUCAACUGUUUGCAGAGUCAAUAGCUAAAAGCCUCCAAACUUCAUGUGGCUUUCAGAUUAGCACAACAGUGCUUAGAGAGCUUCAUAGAAUGGGCUUCCAUGGUGGAGCAGCUGCAUCCAAG
Staurois parvus is the source of this 324-nucleotide messenger RNA. The record is from the annotation of a GenBank genome assembly. Lineage: Eukaryota; Metazoa; Chordata; Amphibia; Anura; Ranidae.